AUGACUUCGGCAGCAGCCUCUUUGGUCGGCAAGACGUUUCAAGAGAUCCUUCGGACGCCCCCGCCCGCUGUAUCUGCCGGUGUGGGCGGCUUGAUCGACAUGGCGUUGUUCUGGAAAGCCGCGGGACCAUCUCGAUACUUUGCGCAGAGCGAAGAGUUCGAUCGGCAGCUCGUCGAGCGGUACUCGCGCAUUUAUCCAGAAGCCUAUGCGGAAAAGCUCACGCCCACCAUUCCUUCUGCCUCGGCGGAAACCUCGGGAGAGAGCAUGCUAGCCGAACAGCAUCUAGGGAUGGUCCUGUUGCUCGAUCAGUUCCCGCGCAACGCCUUUCGUGGCUCACCAAAGCAAUACCAGUCAGAUCGACUCGCCAAGAAGUGGGCCGAGAUCGCCAUCGAGCACGGAUUGAACAGGAAGGUGGAUGAAUCGGUGGAGCUCUUCUUCUAUCUACCAUGGGGGCAUUCUGAGAAUCUUGAAGAUCAGGACAAGGGUCUCAGAGAGGCGGAGAGGAUCGGUGGGCAAUUUCUGGGCGCUGCGAGGGAGCAUAGGGAGGUCAUUGCUAGAUUCGGCAGGUUUUGCCAUCGGAACGAGGUGCUAGGGAGAGAGUCGACCGAGGAGGAGAAGGAGUGGCUCGCCAACGAGGCGCAUGCUUGGGCCAAGUCGUAG
This is a messenger RNA of Kalmanozyma brasiliensis GHG001, 660 nucleotides long. RefSeq names its product Protein of unknown function DUF924. Gene Ontology annotation, molecular function: protein binding. The transcript has a single exon. Lineage: Eukaryota; Fungi; Basidiomycota; Ustilaginomycetes; Ustilaginales. The coding region runs from base 1 to 660 and encodes 219 amino acids. The record is from RefSeq and is a predicted model, not a curated record.